UAUCAAACACGUUCGAUUUGUCAAAAUCGUUAAAACCAUCAUCGUCCGUCGUCAUUGUCGAAAACGUGAAAUAACAACAACAACGACAGUAAUAAUAGCGCACGGUUGGCGUUUCGUGCGAGCACGCAAACGGGCAAAUGAAUGUUACGAACAAUACGAGCGCCACCGCCGCCGCCGCCAAGUACAGCAGCGACAAAAACAACAGCGACAGCGGCAUCAGUGGCGGCAAUAGCCGUUGUGCGGUGAUAGUAGUAGGUAGUAGGACCAACGUCAGCGUACCAGUCGGUCCGUCGUCGUCCGUUUAGAGCGCUCAGCGUCCACACCGCCGCCGACGUCGUCGUCGUCGUCGUCGUCUCAGAUAACGCGCGACGAUCGCUAUCGGCGUCUACGUCCGACGUACAGUGUGGUGCACGCUAUCGCACCGUUCCGUCGCAGGUCGCCGCCACUGUUGUUAAGGAAUCCUGCUCGGCAGUCAGUGUCGAUACACCUGACGUAGAAUCGUUUUGUACCCGAUUACGACUUCGCGUCUCGUGGCCACUGCAGUUUAUUGCCCGCGAUUAUGCGCACGACGUGAGUGUUUCUCGAUCCGCACACAACGUCAUCGUCGUCGUCGUCGUCGUCAUGAUGCCUUGAGUUCUAGUAUGGAAAUCCUCAAGGCGAGUUUCAAACAUAAAGUAAAUAAUUUGACACAUCAAUAUGGAACCAGUUGUAGAAGAAGUAAGAGACAUCACUAUUCGAAAAGUAACACGAUGGUGUUGUUCAACAAUUAUGGUAUUUGGAGGAGUAGUACCGUACAUUCCUCAAUACCGAGAAAUAUACAUCAAACAAGAUGCAGAAGGCUUCUCAAUGUAUGUAUGCCUAGCACUGUUAGUUGCAAACACUUUGAGAAUAUUAUUUUGGUUUGGUAAACGUUAUGAGCUUCCAUUGCUAUUUCAAAGCAUUGUAAUGAAUAUUAUGAUGUUACUUAUGAUACACUUAUGUGUAAAAGUUCGUAACAAAACACAGUUAAUCAGAGGACCAGACAGAUAUUUUACUGAUUUUGAUUGGCAUUACUUUUGGCAAUGGACAGACUUUCAAUCUUAUAUAGAUUUUUUAAUCGCUAUGAGUAUUUGUCUUUCCAUUAUAACAUUCAUAUUUCUGCACAAUGUUAUAUUCAUUGAAAUUAUUGGAUUUCUUGCUCUCCUAACUGAAGCCAUGUUGGGUGUUCCUCAAUUAGUCAAAAAUUUAAGAAAUCGAUCUACAGAAGGAAUGAGUGUUACAAUGGUAUUACUUUGGACAACUGGAGAUGCAUUUAAGACUUGUUACUUUGUAAGUCGAAAAGCGCCUCUACAAUUCUGGAUGUGUGGCACACUUCAGGUUAUGAUAGAUCUGACAAUACUUGGUCAAGUAGUCUGGUACCGUAAUGAACCACCCUAUAAAAUUCCUCGAAUAGACUGAUCUGUAAAUUGAUUAUCUCGAUAUAAUAUUUUUUAAAUUUUCCAAACUAAAAUUGUUAUUAUCAUUGUUAGAUCUUCUAAUCUCAAAUUAGGAAUUGAUUGUAGGUUGUUAAUGUUUGUUUAUUUAGUGAAUUUUAUUUAUUUAUUUAUUUUUACUGUAUCAGUUAGUUGUAUAUUAUUCAUCGAUAUUUUAUAAAACUUUUUAAAAAUGCAUCAACCUCUAUCAAUUAUAUUUGCUAUAGACUGUUAAAAAUAAGAAUAUAUUAUUAAAAAUAUUGUUUGUAUGAUUUGAUUUCAUGAGAAUUUCACAACCAAUAAUUAUGUGCACAAUUUAUUAUAAUUGAAAUAAAUAUAUCAUUACAUGUUAUUUUAUAAAUUUUAGUGCAUUAACUUUAUAAUAGUUUUUGUUAAAUAAACAGAAAUCUGUAUUGUGCCUACACUAUUAUAACUAGAGGCUAGAUCAAUAUAUAUUUUGUUAUAUUUAGGGGCCAUCACUCGGUCAUAUUCUUGACUUUACUACCUUAUAUCUUAUAAAAUAUUAGUUUAUCUAUUUAAUAGUUAUUGUGAAUAAUUUGUUGACACUCUAUAUUGUUUCUAUGUUAUUAUUUACUUCCUUAUAUUUUAUGAUAUAUACUUGUUAAAAAAAAAAAUGAAAACAUAUAACUGAUUUUUUUUCAAUUGUACUUCUCCGUCUUUGAAUAAUUUUAUUAUAUAGAAAUAAUUUAUCAUACUUUAUAAUCUGCAUCUUAUUUAGUCUUCCAUAUUAUGCACAAAUAAAUUGUAAUAAUUCAAAUUUUAAUUAUUUUUUUCGCAUUUAAUUUUAAUAACAGUAAUUUGAACAUAAAUUUAAAAAAAAAACAAUUAUUCAUAUAACAUUUAUUUACUUUCAAUAUUCUUAUAAAAAAAACUUUAAUUUUUAUUAUACUUAAUACUUAAUACUUAUUAAUAUUAAAUAUAAAAUAAAAUCCAAAAAAUAUUUUUAUUUAAUUAAUAAUUGAAAUAAAAGUAAUGAAAAUUACAUUAUUUUUAACAUCAUCCUAUGACUUUUGUAAGAAAUAAAAAAUAAAAUAGAAAUAAUUUUAUGUAGACAUUUUUUAAAUGCAAUCUAUUGUAUAUGGUAAAUUUAUUUAAACACUAUUAAUUAAUUAUGUUCAUAAAACUUAAAUAUAUUUUAACUUGUAAGGCGGAGAAGUAUUUGAACAAAGUUAAUCAUUAAUAAUAUAAAAUAUGAGAGAAUAUAAAAUAUUUAUGCAUUUAUAUAUUAAUGAUUAAUAUUGUAAUAAAUAAGUAUUUGUUAAUUAAGAUUUAAAAUUGUAAAACUAAUAAUAUUAUUGAUUAUAAUGUUAAUUGAAUAGUUGAGAUGUUGGUGCCUGUAUUUUAAGUUAUUGAGCUAUUUUUAAAAUACCUAUAUUUACUAUAUAGAAUACCUAUAAUGUCAAACAUUUGUGAUAGCUUUCGAGUCAUUAUUAAUAUUUAAACCUUAAAUGUUUUGUGUUUAGUAAUGGGUAUAAAUAUUUUAUUAAAAUGUGUAUAUGUAGUAUGUAAUUAAAUGCUUAUUAUAUAUAAUUGUAACCAAGUCUAAAAAUGUAUUUAGAUAUGUCCUUAUUUCAGAAAUUAUGAUGCUUUAUUGAGUGUUAUAGUGGAUUCACGUUCCUUAUGUUUUUCUUUACAAUAUUAACGCACAAUAUUUUUUUCAAUACUUUUGAAAAAGAAACUCAAUUUUUAAGCUAUAACAGUUCUGAAAUUAUGGAUAUUUUUAAAUGCAUUUCUGGUCAUGUCACAAAAUUGAAUUAUUUGUACAUUUUUUUUUCAUCAAACGGCUGUGUCGUCUAUUAAAUUAAUAAUAGAUUAUAUUUCUAAAUUAUCAAACAGCCUCCUCUUAUGAUUCAUUCUAAUUUUUCCUGUUUAACUUAAUGCUUGAUUUAAUUACAUUUUUUUUUUUUUUGAUAUUAAAGCGAACUUUUAUGUGUAUCAUUAAAUUUUAUUUACUAUCGACUAUACUUACAUGCUAUAAUAAGCCAUAUUAUUAUCUUUAAAUCGGCUUCUGGCUGACUACUGCGUAAGUCUUCCCUUAUUUUCUCACAUAAUUACUUUCAAACUGCACAUACGUUUUUACAUUUUAUUGUUCUUUUAUAGUUAUACAUUAAUUAUAAACUUUUGUUGUUUUUAAUUAUAUGUUUUAUUCAAUACUUGAAUUUCAUAUAUUUCAUCAUUUAAUUAUUCAACUUAAAUAGUAUUUUAAUAUUUUAUGACUAUUAUUUAUUUAUUUAUUUAUUUAUUUGUUUAUUUAAUAAAAAUGCGUUAUUACAAAUCAAUGUCUCGUUGUCCCAAAAGUUUAAAUGAAUCUCAAGCUUCAUUUUCUAAUUUAUAAUUACUCAAAAACAUUGUUCCAAUUAUUCAGUUUUAAUUUAGCAUAAUGAAAAAUUAGAUGUUUAUGAAAUAUGAAUUAUAAAUUGUAUGUUAUUUAAUUAUUAGUAAUAAUAUUUUAUUGUAUUGGAGGCAGUGGCUUCAAACCAAAAAUAAUAAUUAUUUUUUAUUUUUUAUUAUUCUCUGCUUAAUAGAUAAAUUAAUUAUUUUGUAUCUCUAAAUGUAUUUUUAGGUAGUAAUUCAAAUUUCAAACCCAUUAAUUAUUUAAAAUUGACUUGUUUAGGUUUUAUAGGUUUUUUUAUCAAAAAUAAUACAAUUUAUAUGAGAUUUACUUUUAAUAUGUGUAAAUUUGCUUCACAGUGUGAUAUUAAAUGAUGUGCACAAUAGAAACAUUUGUUAAGUAGUGCAUUGUGAUUAUAAUUUAAUGGAUAUUUCUUCAGAAAACUUAACUUCAUGACACCAAUUCAUUGUAUCAAUUAUAAAAACAUUUAAAAAUCCGUAUUAAGACUGUAUGCAGAUAUAUGCAGUAUCUGCAACAGCUUACAAUCACGUUGAAACGAAUUUUUCUAUUAACUUUUGACCCUUCAUUUUUAGUAAAAAUAACAACCAUCAAGUAACUACAAUUCGAAUAAUAACCAAAUCCGUCCUAUUCUGAUCCAUGUAUAACUGAUAUUUGCAUCAAUAUCCACCUGGUCGCAAGUGACAGACGCUUUAAAUUAUAUUUUAUUAUCACGUUAUGGCUUUUAAGUUUUAGCGUUCCAUUCUGCGAGAAGUAUCUUAUUGGGCUCGUCAUUUUUAUUGCGUAGAUAACCAUUUAUGUGUUUAUGUAUAGUAUAUACGUGUAUAUUAUAAUAAAUUAUUCCUUAAACUGCUGUAAUUCAAUAAAUGCGGUCAUCUCGCUCUCGAGUCCCUGCAGCUUAGAAGGAUACUUCCCUAACUUUUGAUGGCCUUUUUAUUUUUAUUUUUGCCAUUGCGUUAACUUAAAUCUCUACACAUUAUGCGCGCUGUUUACGAGACACUUGCAUGAUAGAUAAUAGUUUGAGUAUACUACUUCGCAAUGGAAAACAUAGGUACGUUCGUUAAAGUAAACCCAAUCGUCCUAAAUCCUAAUACAUCAUCGCGUAACUUAAGACCACCGUAUAUACAUUAGAUAAAUAUCUAAAUUUCUCCUCUCGGCCGAUCUGUCUAGUGUCUCGCUCCCUUCGCACUAUCAUCCACAUCGAUCAUCCCAGUAUCGAAGCGUAUAGGUAACGAUGAAUAUAUACCGCACGGGCCCCGUGACGGCGUGAACUUUAUAAUAAUUCAUAUUGCCUGAUGUAGAUGCUAUCACGUCGACCACCAACCGAAAUUUUAUAAUUUAAAACCGUAUCGUGUCUGUAAUGUGUCACACUUUAUACAGCCGAUGAGAGGUACCCACUCACCCUGCAAUGCCGACGGCACCUUACUUAAAUAUGUAUCACUAUCCCAUCGAUACGCGUUUAAAUACAUACAUACUACACAAUUUCACACGGUCCUCGUGUUCGGUAAUAACAGAAUAUUGACAUAAUAUUACGUUUCAAAUUAUUACUUAUAUUCUAUCUGUAGUACAUGUAUUUUAAUCGUUAGUGUUUCAUGUUUGUAUAAGUACGUGUGCUGUGUACACAGUAGAAUAUUGAUUCUGUCGGUAUUGGCUUUGUAUGCGUCCUAACACUACAAUGUAAACACGUUAUAUUAUUAUAAUAUAAUAUAACAUAUAUUAUGUAGCCCUUAUGAUUUUACAGAAAUGUUCGUUCCAUAUAGUUAUGAGCAUUAUCGUUACUACGCGUGUUCUCGCGACAACCGCACAAAAAUUUCCUGCCAAAUUUAUAGUAGAUAUGAAAUUAUAAUAAUAAAUGUAGGUAACUAUUGUGUCCUAUAACGAUAAUGGUUUAUAGCAAUUUCCAGUCCUUAUUUUUAAAUAAAAUCAAAAAAUCACAACACUGCACAAGUUGUUUAUUUGCGACAAGCUCAAAAUGUGUGGAGGCGUGAAGUUGUAAAAAAAAAAAAAUUCGGACGAUUUGAACACUUUGUUUGAGACGCAUAUUUUUUUUAAGUCGUGUACACACACUAUACUACAUUUGCAUUUUCGUGUACUGCACAUAUAAUACUAUAAUAAUAUAUUAUGCUGUUCUCCACACUUAAAUAGGGACUGGACCGAUUUCAUAUCAUUUGUAAACAAGUACAACCGAGUACAAAAAUGCGUGAGAACACGCACGCACGUUUAAUGCUACAAUAUAUUUUUACUUAGAAGCCGUCCACUUUUUUUUUUUUAGAGACCUUAUUACUACCUCCCUCACAUCACACACACACCUACACAGUACACACAUACACUGAUAUAAUGUGUAACAGGCCACAAAUUCAUUUGUAAACGUUUAUACAUAUAAAUGUUACGGGUGUGUGUUAUAUUAGCAACAACUCUCUAUAUAUAGUUAUAAGAAAUAUUGUAUAAGCUCCUGUAUAUAUUAUUAUGUUUUGUUUUAUAGGUAUAUAGUUAACAAUAUUGUUUGGUUUGCUGUUUUUCGAGUGUUCACACGACCAUAAUAUAAUUAUUGUGUAUUAUCUUUAAGCCAUUAUGUGACGUUAUAUAUUAUUAUGCUGUAUACCUUAUUCGGAAAAUUCGUGCACGUGUGAUGACUGAAGUUUAAAAACCUUUUUCACCACCAUUGAUUUAUUUCUCAAAAUCCCAUCACGUUAUACAACUUUACUACGAUAUUAUAUAUAACUCUAUAUAAGUGAAAUAUCUAUGGGUUGAAAUUUGAUGUUUUUUUUUUCAUAUACAUUUUGCUCGGAACUCGUUCGUGCGUUUCUUUUAUUUUCUAUAUAUAAUUCUACGUCAUAUAGAUUUUUCCCUCGAAGGAGGAGACGUAGUACUAUAUAUUUACUAGUUCGGUUAAUAAAUCGGUAGUUUUUCUUCAGACGCUUGUGUCCUAUUCCGCUGAACAAUACGUUUAAAAUUUUUUUGCGACCGACAAACAAUUCCCCGAUCACACAGCCGCCGCGGCCGUGGUGAUGGACGAUUUUGUUUCGUUCGUGUCUUCCGGACACCCGUCAAUUUGUUUUCAGCGUGUGUAGUGUAUACGGUCGCGUUCCGGUGAACGUUGCCUAUA
Messenger RNA from Aphis gossypii (cotton aphid), 6928 nucleotides. RefSeq names its product solute carrier family 66 member 2. The record is from RefSeq and is a predicted model, not a curated record. Gene Ontology annotation, biological process: retrograde transport, endosome to Golgi; phospholipid translocation. NCBI's taxonomy places the organism in Eukaryota, Metazoa, Arthropoda, Insecta, Hemiptera, Aphididae. Bases 697 to 1437 code for a protein of 246 amino acids. Gene Ontology annotation, cellular component: endosome; trans-Golgi network. The transcript is spliced from 5 exons.